This is a messenger RNA of Owenia fusiformis, 791 nucleotides long. The record is from the annotation of a GenBank genome assembly. NCBI's taxonomy places the organism in Eukaryota, Metazoa, Annelida, Polychaeta, Sabellida, Oweniidae.
UAUGGAGAUUGGGUUAGUUGGACUCCCAACAACCACCCCUACACCACCAUUACCAACAACAACAACAACACCCAUAUCUUCAACACUAACACCAAAUAAAAUAACAACAGCAAUUGCUUUUAGCCGUCUCCAUAUCUGUGGAAAGUUGGUUUGUGAGAAUGGAGCAACAUGUAAGAAGUUUUUGGGAGAAUCGAUGUGUGACUGUCUUCCGGGAUAUUCAGGCAACCGUUGUCAAUAUGAUUCCCUUAGUUGUAGAGUGCUGGGAUGUGAGAAUGGAGGGAUAUGUAACACUAAUUUUUGGGGAGAAUUUUCAUGUGUCUGCCAUCCAGGAUAUGCAGGCGACCGAUGUCAAAUUUAUGAUUUUCCAGAUCCAUUCAUAGCCCCAACAACUCCAUUCAUCCCUGACUUGCCUGAUUGGCCAGACACAUACAAUGGCUAUCACCGUAUUCAUGAUGAUGACCCCAAUGUACAGUUUGACAAUGAAAGCUCUACUGGAAAACACAAUGUUCUUGCCACAAUUGUUGGAGUUGUGUUUUUUGUCAUCUUUCUUCUCUUAAUUGUACUGAGAGUGUACAUUCGAAGAAAGAGAAUCAUGGCUGUCCAGCGAAAUGCUCAGCGAGUUAGGGGUUGGUUGGUCACUGAGUUCUUCCGUGCUCUCAUUGUACGUCAAACCACAACACCUGAAGACAAUGAUAUUCUCGUAGCAAAUGCAGAGGGUGGGGUAGAAGGUCCUACCCCUGUGAAUGUAAAUCGCACCCCAACUGGAACGAUGCCAGCUCCACCAGCAUAUG